This is a messenger RNA of Pristis pectinata (smalltooth sawfish), 3430 nucleotides long. RefSeq names its product LHFPL tetraspan subfamily member 3 (gene lhfpl3). The record is from RefSeq and is a predicted model, not a curated record. NCBI's taxonomy places the organism in Eukaryota, Metazoa, Chordata, Chondrichthyes, Rhinopristiformes, Pristidae. The transcript is spliced from 4 exons. The coding region runs from base 325 to 981 and encodes 218 amino acids. Gene Ontology annotation, cellular component: plasma membrane. Gene Ontology annotation, biological process: sensory perception of sound.
GCCAAAGACUGUUCUCCGUGCUCCAAUAAUUCUUCAGCACCGGAGCAUGAAGUGAGUAGCUACCAGGGUGAGGUAUGCGUCGCUGAUCCACGCACUUUGCACCUACACAGUAUGCUCUGUGGGAAGGAAAGAAAAUCAGCCUGACGAAAAGAAAAUCGGAAUAAGAGGUUAAAAUCACAGCGCGGAAUCGUAAACUCCAGAAUAACAGAAUAAUGUCAGAUUCGGAACAAUAUCAAGCGAUACAUUUUGCAUCAGAAGGUAAUUUUUUUUGUGAAGAUUGAAGAUAAUCUCUGCCGAGUUGGGGUGACGAUUUGGAACAGCAGAAUGUUGCCAGCUCAGGAGGCAGCUAAAAUUUAUCACACUAAUUAUGUGAGGAACUCAAGAGCGAUCGGUGUACUGUGGGCGAUUUUCACCAUUUGUUUUGCUAUCGUGAACGUGGUGUGUUUCAUCCAGCCUUAUUGGAUCGGGGAUGGCGUGGACACCCCCCAAGCCGGUUACUUCGGGCUCUUCCAUUACUGCAUCGGGAACGGGCUCUCCCGGGAGUUGACCUGUCGCGGUAGCUUCACUGACUUCUCCACCAUUGCGUCCGGGGCUUUCAAAGCCGCCUCUUUCUUCAUCGCCACAUCCAUGGCGCUCAUCAUGGGCUGCAUCGCCUGCUUCGUGCUCUUCUUCUUCUGUAAUACGGCAACCGUCUACAAAAUCUGCGGCUGGGUUCAACUUACAUCUGCUGGCUGCUUAAUCUUGGGCUGCAUGAUCUUCCCAGAUGGCUGGGAUUCAGAUGAAGUAAAACGCAUGUGUGGGGAAAAAACAGACAAGUAUACACUUGGUGCCUGCUCUGUUCGCUGGGCCUACAUACUGGCAAUUAUUGGAAUCCUAGAUGCUCUCAUCCUUUCAUUUCUGGCAUUCGUCCUCGGCAACAGACAAGAUGGUUUACUGCCAGAUGACUUCAAAGUGGAUGCCAAAGAUGAUGGAAAUGCUUAAGAAAGUAAGGCAAUUAACAGUAACUGCUUAUUUUAUCCACACCAAAUUAAAAAGGAAGCUCUACCGAAGAUCUGUCAACUAUUCCUGCAAACUGGCAAAACAUGGAGUAAACUGUUACAAAUUCAAGCCAUGAACUGUGGAUUUGCAAAUGUACUAUCAACUUGAAUGCCACAAGAGAUCACAUUUACUUUGUUUUGAGUAAGUCUAGAUAUUGCAGAGAAACUUCCUUCCAGAAGAGAAUACAUGCCUACCUCCUGAGGUUAAUUCUCUUAGAUGAACAGUUGAGCUGUGCUGUGAAUAUUUUGUAUAUGUACAGCAAAGUCAACAGGUGAAGGUUUGAAAUCUAGGUUUUUGCUUUUCUUUCCAGCGAUUGGAUUUUGUAUAGUUGUCACAAUUGUCAGAAGAUUAACUUCAUUGUCUCUUUGUUGGCAACCCAAUGGCUUCUAACAUCACAAAGAAUGUAUUUUACAUGUCAGUAUAUUAUACAAGGUAGUUGCAUAUCUUGAUUUGUCACUGUUUCUGUAACUAUAUUGAACUCUAAUAUUGGUCUCUGGUUGUUUGUCUUAUUCUUGAUUUUUGCUUUUAAAAAAAACACCAAUUUAGAGAUCAGCCUACCUCAAUGUAUUGUGAAAAUGUAUAUUACUAGACGUGACAUCUUUUGACAAAUAUUACAACUUAUUCAACUGAAAACAUUAAAGUGGCUGUUUGUUCAAGUUACUCACUGUAAUUAAGGGUAUUUUAGAAGUUAAGCAUCUGUGUAAGCUUUGUUAUUACAAUACAUAAUUUGUAAUGAUCACCCUUUAAUUAUUUCUAAGAUAGUUUUAAUGCCAGCCUUAAUACUACAGCCAAAUUUCAGCCCCUUUAAGAAAAUUCAUCUAAUCAAUAUUAUGCUAGACUCACUAGUUCAAUAGUUAAAAUUAAGGCAAAGUACAAAUCAAAGUAGCAGUACAAAGUGUUGAUAUACCAUAUCAAGGACAGAAGAAAGUCUGGAGAACCAAUUACAUGUGAACAACACUAAAAUUGUUCAUUUCUUCCCCCUCUCUUCCCUGCCCCCCCCCACCCACCAAACACCAACAUGGUUAAGUUAGUCUGCAUCUUCCCCCAAGACAUUAUUCAAUCCAACAAAAGCAAGCUACAAACAAUAACUACUUUAUAGGGUUGUCUACAAUAGUUUAAAAACAUUAGGGUUAAAAUGUAUAAGUCAGUCAUGGGAGGAACUGAUAGAUACACAUUGUAGAGCCUGAAAAUUGUGCUUCCAGCUGUUCAAUGGCAAUCAGCACCGCAAGAACUUGCUCAUAUCCUUCCAUAUGAUGGCAAGCAGGACCAGAGAAAUGUGGAAAAGAAAUUGAUUAUAUGAAAACUUCUGUUCAGCAAUACAGAAUACUAGAGAUGCACAAUGUUGCAAACUUCAAUGACCACAAGCUUUAGAUAACAAAGACUUUUGCUUGUUGGGACAGAUUCUUAACCUGUCAAUCUUUGUUCCAUAACAUUUGCCUAUCUUUACUGUUUCAAAACUAUAGGUUGUGUAUGUGCUGUUUACCUGUAUACCUUUACAGUGACAGUUAUAAAACAAUGUUGCUGUUUUGUCCUGGUGUAAUAUGUCAAACUGCUCUUAUACAUGUUGUAGAAAUCUUGAUCACAUGUUGUAGAAAUCUUGAUCACAAGAAAUUUUCUGUUCAUGGCAUCAAGAACUAGAACCCAUGCCCAAUUUUCUGCCAGAGCGCUCCACAUCAUAUACUCACUUAAUACCGGCAUCAUUGUGGAUCUCUUUGGAAGAGAUCAAAUAAAAUUUUGUUGAAGCAUGAAUAUUGUAUCCUAAUUAAGUGGUCUUCAUACCCAUUUUGCCAUCACAGCAAUUACUGACACUGAGGCUGUAAAGGUAAAUGACAUAAUUUGUAACAAACCUUGGAUUUUCAUUAUUAUCUGAAUGAUUGUUAAUAAGGCAUUUUAGAACUAUUUCUCCCAAAUCAAAAAACUUUCAUCUAAUCUACCACUAGUCAAAUGUUUUCCCACUCAGCUCAACCAAGUUGCUUCUUCAUAUCCAAUUCCCUCUUAAGACCAUUGCCCAAAAAUAAGUUUUUUUUAAAUAAAGUGUCAUUGUCAGUAAUAAACAUUCAAGAUUAUGUUCAUUCCAAAAGCUGAAUGGUCAAAUUUCAGAUAAUUCUUGAAUAGUAUUGAAAUACAAGUUUCCAGAAUGUGACACUGACCUGCAAGUUCUUAAAGUACACAUCAUAUUUUGUAUUCUGGAGAUCAGGUGAACAAUUUAUUACACAAUUUGAAUUAAUAAUGCAGAAGUGAGUAGUGGACUAUGCCACAUUUAUCAGCUUCAAAUAUCACUUUUGCAAAUGGGUAAUUAAAAAUUUUAAAGUAUAUUUAACAAUUAGCAGUCAAAAUUGUGCAUGUUUUUUUUAAAAAGUGUGGGAAAUAUCUACUGCUAAAACCUUGAACU